Molecule: messenger RNA, 1156 nt
Organism: Quercus robur (English oak)
Lineage: Eukaryota; Viridiplantae; Streptophyta; Magnoliopsida; Fagales; Fagaceae
Product: protein cornichon homolog 4
Exons: 4
Coding region: 356-766 (136 amino acids)
Biological process (GO): vesicle-mediated transport
Source: RefSeq, a predicted model, not a curated record
UAAAAAACAAAAAAUAAAUCUCUCAAUUUACUCACCCUCGGAGCUCCGCGUAGAGAUUCCCAAAAUCUGGACCGUCCAAUCCCUCCUCCUUCGUGGCUCCUGCACCUUCCUCCUGCGAUCCUUUUCUUGUAGUCUCAGUCUCUCUCAGCCGCCCAACCCCAACACACACGCACACACGGAGCAAAUCCGUGCGCAUUUCGCACACGGUGCAAUCUAUUAAGAACGACGCGUUGAGCUAAGGAAGCCAAAUCUUCUUCUUCUUCUUUUUAAUAUAUUGUAAUACAGAGAUUUGAUAUAACAGAGCAGAGCAAAGCAGAGGUGAAGAAGAAGAAGGAGGAGGUGGAGGUAGAGUAGCAUGGCUGAACUCUAUUCGUGGCUUGUCUCCUUCUUUGUCCUCAUAGCACUUCUCAUCGUCAUCGUUUACCAGCUUAUGUGCCUGGCGGAUCUAGAGUUUGAUUAUAUCAACCCUUAUGACUCUUCAUCUCGAAUAAAUAGAGUGAUUUUGCCAGAGUUCAUCACACAGGGAGUGUUAUGCUUAUUCUAUCUUGUAACAGGGCAUUGGUUUAUGUCACUGUUAUCUGUUCCAUACCUCUACUACAAUGUGAGACAGUACUUGCAAAGAAAGCAUCUGGUAGAUGUCACUGAGAUAUUCAACUUGCUUCAUUGGGAAAAGAAGCAGCGGCUAUUCAAACUCUUCUAUCUUAUUUUUCUGCUCUUUCUCACCAUAUUUUGGAUGAUUCUAACUGCAUUGGAUGAGCAUGAUUAAUUGGGGGCUAUUGCUUAUGGAGUAUUACUGGAGGGUCUUAAAUCUCAAUCCUGUGACUGUUGCCCGAGUGUAAGAGAUAAAUUGCUGCCUUCUAGCAACACCCAUUGUACCUGAAAUAAGUUCAGGGUUUGUAUUUGAAUUAAAUUUCAGGGUGUUGCUGUCUCCUAGCAACACCAUUUGUAACCGAAUUAUUCAAUUAUCCAACACCUGUUGGAUAACACGUCAAUCUCUUCAGGUUCAGUAUUCGGGCAUUUCCGCCCGUUCAUCCUCCCACUUAAUCAUUUUAUUUUUCUCCUUCUCUCCUCUACUUGCUUUUGGAUUUUUGCCAAUUUGUGUGCAUGAAGAGGGGAUAUUUAUAUUAGUAACCACAAAAAAAGUGUUGAUUUUGAA